ACUGGUUCGUGUUGUUUUUGAGAGGUUCGUAUUAUUUUGACUUGUUCGUGUUAUUUUGACACAAGAAUUUAGACAAUGACAUAUUGUAAUAAAUGCGGUUUUCUGGGCUUCUGCAUUUUGUUGUCCGUAUUUCUGGUAGUGAAUGUUAUUGCUCAGUUAUACACCACGGAAACAGAGUUCGAUGAUCUAAAAACAGAAACAGGAUUAAUAUCUGAAGAUGACAGUGAAUCCCUCUCAGACUGUGCUUUUCUGUGUAAACACCGCUGUCAUUGCUUUGGGUUUAAUUCGUUUGUAAACAAAUGUCGCCUCCACAGAUUCUGUGUCAUGGAAGAAAUGAGUUCUACAGAAGCCGGAUGGAAGUAUUAUUGCACAGGUUAUACAGCUCUACCAAAGGAUUGUCAGGAGUAUUAUAACAAUGGACAGACUCAGUCGGGGAUAUAUGGUAUAUCUCCGUACAGAAAGCGAUGUCAUGUUGUCUAUGUAUUCUGUGAUAUGGUGACGAAUGGAGGAGGGUGGACGGCAAUUCAAAGACGGCGUAGCGGAGUUGUGAGUUUUGAGAAGACUUGGGUGGAGUAUAAGAUUGGCUUUGGGGAGGCAGUUACCGCAUAUUGGAUUGGAAAUGAAAUCAUUCACCUGUUUACUAAGGACAUUAACCCAUACCUGUAUGUUUCGAUCACACUAAACAAUGGUACGAGUUAUCAUCAGAUGUAUGACCAGUUUUCCGUGUCUGAUGAAGCAGACAAGUACCGACUUUUUCUCGCAGGACCUUCCCAGGGAACAUUGGGUGAUAGAAUGUUGAACACUGGAGUAGCUGAUGCUGAUAUUUCCGGUAUGUUCUUUAGUACACCUGACCAGGACAACGACGGAACAACUGCAUACGACUGUGCAGCCACCUAUCGAGCAGGGUGGUGGUUUAAUUAUUGCCACCACGCUUUGCUGAACGGACAGUGGUACCCACAAUACUGGUAUCUGCCAUGGUUUUCCAUCAUUCCUGAUGGAACGGAUGUGAAUGAAACACUAAUGAUGAUAAAACGCCACUAA
Saccostrea echinata is the source of this 1041-nucleotide messenger RNA. RefSeq names its product fibroleukin-like. NCBI's taxonomy places the organism in Eukaryota, Metazoa, Mollusca, Bivalvia, Ostreida, Ostreidae. The coding region runs from base 76 to 1041 and encodes 321 amino acids. The transcript has 5 exons. The record is from RefSeq and is a predicted model, not a curated record.